AUGUCAGUGAAUGGUGAAAAAAUUGUUGAAGAUGCUCUAAAGACCAUUGUGUGUGGGACCAAUGUAGAAGUGAAUGAGCUUCUGAAAACACUACAGAAAGCAGAAACUUUCUUGGAACGUGAUCGUUUUUUAAAGGAAGUUUCAGGUGAUACUUUAAUAAUAGGACCUUGUCGAGGUCAUGCAGCUGACUUGGCUCAUUACCUUCAAAAGGAUGUUCUUUACAAGGCAUCUAGAGGUGAAUUAAAUAUUGUUUUUCUUGGAAAUUAUGUGGAUGGAGGUCAUCAGUCUUUGGAGGUAUUGUAUUUAGUUGCUCUUAUGGUACAACAUUUUCCCUCUGUUGUUCCUUUAAUUGGUAGUCAUGAAAUGUAUUAUCCAUUUCCUUCAGGUGACUUUGGAUCAUUGCAAGGUGAACUUCGUUUACGUUCUAUUCAAAUGGGAGUUCCUUUAGAUACUCUGGAAGAAGCUUUAAAAGAUUUCUUUACAAAACUUCCUGUGGUAUGUAUUGUAAAUAAACGUUUCUUCUGUUCCUCUAGUGGACUUGCAUCAGAGUACCGAUUCAUUUCUACUAUUGCACAAGAGUCCUCACAAAUGAAACUCAGUGGUUUUAUUCAAAAUAAACCAAUGGAUGAAGAUGAAGAUAGACUUGCAUCUGGAUGCGCAUUUGUGGGAGCACAAUCAGAGAUUGGAAGUUAUUUUAGGUACUCAUUUGAUGCUAUGUGUAAUUUCUUGUCGCGUAAUAAUCUCUAUACCCAUAUUGGAGGUCUUGAAUAUCACACAGGUCGUUAUGAAGUUGAAACCUUCUCAAGACUCAAUCGUCAUAGGGAAUCCACUUAUUUCCCCGGGUAUGUGCUGGGUAGAUUCCAGUAUAGAUUUCAUGUACCAACACAUAUAUUACUUUUUUCUGCUCCCCAUUUUGCUGGAGUAAAUCAAAAUUAUGGCUGUACAUUAGCUAUAAAAGGAGAAACAUUGGAAUUACGACAGUUUGAUGUGUAUAUGGAACGCCCAAUUAUUAUGCCCGGAAAUGAGAAUCAUGCCUUUUCUUGGUCACAGGAGAUUCUAGAGAGAUCACUGACAUCUAUUAUACAUGAUAUAAUGUUUGCUGAUAUUCCAAAACCUCCAGAAAAUGAAGAUAAUAACGAUCCAGCGUGUACACAGGAAGCACAAAAUAUGAAAUCAAGGUAUCUGAGAAUGUGCCAACUUCUGAAAAGUCAUUCAUUGCCUUUACCGAAUUAA
Messenger RNA from Trypanosoma theileri, 1233 nucleotides. RefSeq names its product kinetoplastid-specific phospho-protein phosphatase. The record is from RefSeq and is a predicted model, not a curated record. The coding region runs from base 1 to 1233 and encodes 410 amino acids. Gene Ontology annotation, molecular function: calmodulin-dependent protein phosphatase activity; calmodulin binding. NCBI's taxonomy places the organism in Eukaryota, Euglenozoa, Kinetoplastea, Trypanosomatida, Trypanosomatidae. The transcript has a single exon. Gene Ontology annotation, biological process: calcineurin-mediated signaling. Gene Ontology annotation, cellular component: calcineurin complex; cytoplasm.